Molecule: messenger RNA, 4407 nt
Organism: Amphiprion ocellaris (clown anemonefish)
Lineage: Eukaryota; Metazoa; Chordata; Actinopteri; Pomacentridae
Exons: 12
Coding region: 107-3016 (969 amino acids)
Molecular function (GO): metal ion binding; NAD+ poly-ADP-ribosyltransferase activity
Source: RefSeq, a predicted model, not a curated record
UCAGAAAUGAAACCGAACUUCCCCUCCUCCUCUCAGCUCACAGCAGCUGCGGUCAGUCAGUCUGUCUGUCGGUCUGCUGGAAGCAGAGAUCCGCAGUCUGAGCGCCAUGGAGGCCACGAUCCUGAAGAUCAUCUGCGCCAACCAGGGCGCGGUGGGGACCGACGACCUGAUGUUCAACCUGUUCCCAGGUGACUCCUCCAACGUGUCGCAGGUCAUCAGUAACCAGGACAAGUUCGCCCUGUGCUGCCCGAACGGACAGCCGACGGUGGUGGUCCGGACCCGGCUGAGGCUGUGCAGGGUGAAGGAGUGCCCCGGAACCUGCAGGGGGUUACACCUGUGUCAAUUCUACCUGUUCAAGGGCUCCUGUGGCUUCUCUCUGCUCAGGAGAGGCUGCAACUUCUCCCACGAGCUGAAGUCUGACCACAACCAGAGGAUUCUGAGGGAAAAUGAGCUGGAGAGUCUGACCCUGGAGGAGCUGCGAACGCUGCUGCUGCAGAGCGACAACACACUGCUGCCUCCAGUCUGCUAUGAUUACAACAACGGUCACGGAGAUUUUGGUCGCUGUCAGGAAGGCGACGCCUGCAAACGACUUCACAUCUGUGAGAAGUCCUUCAGGAGUGAGUGCAUCUGCUACAGGAACCAUGACUUCAAUGCUCCACAGCCGCUACGAACCCUGCAGGAAAAAGGCAUCCCAGACACCCUGUUCCCCUCCCUGAAAUCCGUCUACGUGAAUAAAGAGGCUCUGAGGUUCUCCGGCAACACUGAUGGAAGAGGGAGAGGAAGAGGAAGAGCAAGAGGAAGAGGUGGCAAUAGAAGGGGCAGGGGCAGAGGAAGCCAUGACAACCAACCAAGGGAGAUACGAGCCGCUUCCCUCAGCGACAUCCUCGAAAACAUCGACACCUUGGAUCUGUACGGCGCCGAUGGAUCGUCCGACGGCGAGGCGUCCGUCGCGAGUAGCGAAGGCGGAAAGCACAAUGAACAUCCGAAUAAAACUUCUGCAGCUUUCAGAGGAAGAGGUGGCAACCGGGGCAACCGGGGCAACCGAGGCAACCGGGGCAACCGGGGCAACUUUCAGCAGCUACCAAAAACCCGCUCCACCAGUCACAUUUUCACUGCUGCCGAAGCUGCAAAUGGCAGUGAUGCUCCGAACAGACGACCAAGGCCUGUCAGAGAUAAAACGGAGAUCUGCAUGUUCUAUGUCAAAGGACACUGCAUCCAUGAGGAUCGUUGUUUCAAAGCUCACGACAAGAUGCCGUACAGAUGGGAGGUGAAAGAGGGCGACCAGUGGACCAGCAUGCCUGAGAACGAGAUGAUUGAGAAGGAUUACUGUGAUCCCAAAAACACAUACAGUACCACCAGCCAAGUUGUGCAUUUCGACACGAUGACCUGUGGACCGAACAAAGUGCGACGUCUUUCCACCAUGAACUCUUUGCUUCAGCCGACUUACAUCCUCACCACCGAGUGGCUUUGGUACUGGCAGGAUGAGUUCGGAAAUUGGAACCAGUACGCUUCAGAUACCGGUGCACACAGACCAUCAGAUGUCGACAGCGCAACUCUGGAGCAGAAGUUUCUGGACAACGACAAAGAUGUGGUGGAAUUUAAAGCUGGUUCACAGACGUACUCGCUCAGUUUCCAGGACAUGAUACAAACAAACAAGCAGUACGACACUCUGAGGAUCGUGUGUCGACGUCCUCGCUUUGUUUCUGCUGCCGAUGUUCAAGAAAAGAAAGUGAGCAGAAAACCUCCGAGUCACGCCAACUCCACCCCCGUACCGGACACCUGGGACAAGACUCAGAUCCCUGCCAAAGGAUGCUUGAGAAUCACUCUAAAGAGCACCUCAGAUGAAUUCAAGGAGAUUGAAACUCUCUUCUGUAGAACCAUGCGAGGCUUCGAUAUCAUCAGCAUCGAGAGGAUUCAGAACAAAGCUCUCUGGGAAGUCUUCCAGUGGCAGAAGAAUCAGAUGAAGACCAACAAUGGAGGUCGCACUGUGAUGGAAAGGAAGCUUUUCCAUGGCACCGACAGUAAACACAUAGAGGCCAUCUGCCUCCACAACUUCGACUGGAGAGUCUGUGGAGUUAAUGGAACUGCUUUUGGCAAAGGUAGCUACUUUGCCCGGGAUGCCAAAUACUCCCACGACUACACCGGCAACACCGAUGUCAGAACCAUGUUUGUCUCACGGGUGUUGGUGGGAGAUUAUACCAAAGGGGAGUCUGACUACCGCCGACCUCCUUCCAAGGACGGCGGAGACAUAAACUUCUUCGACAGCUGUGUAAACGACGUUAUGAACCCGUCCAUAUUUAUUGUGUUUGAGAAGCACCAGAUCUACCCCGAGUACCUGCUAAAGUACAAGACCACAAAGCCGCCAGUUGACAUAUUUGGUGCUGCGACACGGUGGGGGCCAAACCCUGUACCAGCACCGAACCCGGUAGCGGCGCCAAACCCUGUGCUGGUACCAAAGCCAGCACCAGCUCCAAAACCAGUACCCAUUUUGAAACCAACACCUGCUCCGAGACCUGCUGUCCAACCAAGCAUAUCAGUUUACCAACGCAACACAGUCUCAUACACACCACGCAGCACAUCCUCAUACCAAUCCAGCACCUCGCCUUAUCAAUCCAGCGCCUCGCCUUACCAGUCCAGCACCUCGCCUUACCAAUCCAGCGCCUCGCCUUACCAGUCCAGCGCCUCGCCUUACCAAUCCAGCGCCUCGCCUUACCAGUCCAGCGCCUCGCCUUACCAAUCCAGCGCCUCGCCUUACCAAUCCAGCACCUCGUCUUACCAAUCCAGCGCCUCGCCUUACCAAUCCAGCACCUCGUUUUACCAAUCCAGCACCUCGCCUUACCAAUCCAGCACCUCGUCUUACCAAUCCAGCACCUCGUCUUACCAAUCCAGCACCUCGUCUUACCAAUCCAGCACCUCGUCUUACCCACGUAGCACAACGUCCUCUUCGUACCGACCCGCCCAGUUUUCUCCACCUUCCCCACCUCCAAAGAAGUCUGGUUCGUGUGCCAUUGCUUAGGGACGACUGUGAAGUGAGGGCAGAUGUUGUUUUUGGAACAGAUAAUAGCAUUUGAAGGAGCUGGAUGCUUUGGGUUAUUGGACAAACAGCUUAGAUAUAGCAGUAAUAUCAGUUAAAGUAUAGAAACAUGUGGCAAUGUAGCUGAAAGUGCUUAUUACUAUGAAGCAUCAAAUAGCACUAAAAUUGUUCAUCACAAAUUACACUAAAAAGGUUAAUAUUAGUGACUGCUGCUAUGCUUUGCAGUAGCCAGUUAAGCUUCCAAAAUCGGUAACAGAUAACAUGAACGUUAUUCCAUCCACUGCUGUUAAUUCUAAUCAGAUGGUGGCACUAACUGGUGGGAUUAAACCAUUUUAGGUUUAAUUUGAAACAUAAACAAUAUAGAAAACUUAAUAUAAAUAUGGAAGGGUGAAUAUGUUAGCCACAUGCUACCAUGAUUAAUUCAUUACCUUUUAGAUUGCACUUUGUAGAUUUUAUCUAUGCAUCACUUUUCAAUGUGAAUUAAAUGUAAAAAAAAAUCAUGAGCAAACUUUUUGUCUCAACAUUUCCACUCAGGUUUUUUCAACUGGAAAUAAGCAUAAAAUGCUGGUGGAGGUGUGGUUUACAGAAAGUGCAGCACGUCAGUCGGUGUUGUAAAAAGCAGCAGUCGGCUCAAAGUUCCCGAGUGUAGUUUUUAUAAAUCUUGCUCAGGAAUUUUUUUGUCAUAAAAAAUCCAACAUACUGUUUUAAAUGUGUCAGAUAAGGCUGUUAUGGAGUCAGAUGUUCUGGUGUUGACUCGGCUGAGACACAUGACAGAAUACAUGUUGGUAACUGACCAGUCACUGCUCAGAAGCCAUUAUUAGAAACAUGCAUGUAAACAAGCAGUGUGUUGUGUCUGACGGGAUAAACAUAAAUAAGAAAAACACGAUGGAUCCGUCGAGUUGCACAAACGUGACAACAUGGUGGUCGGUCAGUCCUGUAGCCCGACGGUCACUUUGCCUUAUUUGCAAUGUUGUGAGCGCUCUGAGCUCCUAUUAUUUAACGUUAAAGUAAAAAAUAAAACGGAAGAAAAUCGAGGGCUGCACCAGAUGCAGCAUUAGUUUACUGUCAGCAGCGGUGAAUACUGGCACCACAGCCUCUACCAACAAGUAGAGGGCGACAAAAUACCUGUUAGAGGUCACAAAUAUAUAAAAAUAAUACAUUUAUUCACAAAAUGAGGAUGAAUGAGGCUAUGUAGUGGGUUGAAUGGAGUGUUUGUUUUGCAUUAUGUUUAGAGUUAUUGCAAAUUGCAGAUUUUGUGUUGAAUGUUCUGAUUUGAUGGCAAAAAAAACCAUGCUCUUUUUCAAAAUUAUCUGUUAGCAUUGUUGAUGUUGUGCUUUGAAAAUCAAUAAAUGUUAGAUCCAUCUUAAAGGCAA